Molecule: messenger RNA, 2787 nt
Organism: Cannabis sativa
Lineage: Eukaryota; Viridiplantae; Streptophyta; Magnoliopsida; Rosales; Cannabaceae
Product: U-box domain-containing protein 32
Exons: 10
Coding region: 208-2604 (798 amino acids)
Biological process (GO): protein ubiquitination; protein phosphorylation
Molecular function (GO): ATP binding; protein kinase activity; ubiquitin-protein transferase activity
Source: RefSeq, a predicted model, not a curated record
UUUUAUCUUUUUCUAUCUUUAAUCUUUUAUUACUUUACUCUGUUGUUGAUCUGUGCUUUCGUAUUUCUUUUUAAGGCACAAAAUAGAAAGGUGAAAGUGGAAAGACACUGUUCGGUUGGACCUCGAAUCGAACUCUACAGUGAUCAAUCUCCUUUGCCCAACUUCAUACAUUUCCCUCUGUAUAUGUAUUACCAUAAUACUCCAUAGAUGGGAAGCGUUGCAGUGGCUGAAAAAGAGCACCGAGUGUUCGAUGUGGAAGAGACUAUAUUUGUUGCGGUGGGAAAGCGUGUUCAGCAGAGCGAGAGGGCGUUGUUAUGGGCGCUCCAUAACUUUUCAGGGAUGAAGAUUUGCUUGCUUCAUGUUCACACACCUUCACGUCUGUUUUCAAUGAUAGAAGGAAGUACUCCUGCCAACAAACUGAAGCAGUAUAUGGUUAAAGCAUAUCAGCAUCUUGAAAAGAAAAAUUUAAGAGAACUUCUAGACAACUACCUACUUAUGCUUUCACGAAGAGGGGCGCAGGCAUAUGAAGUAUGGAUUGAGGCGGAUAAUGUUGAGAAAGGGAUUGUAGAAAUCAUUGCUCAGCAUGAUGUUAGAUGGCUUAUCAUGGGAGCUGCUGCCGAUGAAUAUUAUAAUGAGACACUGGCAGACCUAAAGUCCGAGAAAGCAUUUUUUGUAAGCCAGCAAGCAUCAAGGUCUUGUCAUAUAUGGUUUAUUUGCAAGGGUCACCUCAUAUAUACCAGGAGCCACAGUCAAGAAACAUCUGAAAGAGAAGCUGUUUUUCCAUUGCCUCUAAUGCAUUCUCCUUCUGAAAUCAGUCAAUCCCAGGAAAUAAAAUCGGAGUACCCUCAUAAGCUGAGCAAUCUAGAUUUUUGGGAUGAUACCAAUGAGUUGGAUGAAAUAUCAAAUAAUUUGUUUAAGCAUUGUUCAGUAGAUUCAAGUUUGUCCUCCGACAAAGAGUUUGAUAAUUCAAAGUUAAACCCGUUGUUGGCAGAUGAGGAGCUGAAUGUGGAAGAACAAGAAGGUAAAGAAAGCUGUUUUAGUCACGAACAAGCCAUUACGGGUACUGAAGAACAGAAGUGGAAUGAUUUUGAAGAAGCUGUAAAGCGAUGGAAAGAUGACGAAGAUAUUGUGGAGGCUAAAUGCAAGGCGAAGGCAUUUCAAAAGUUAUAUAUAAAGGAGAUUAGCCAAAUAAAAGAGAGUGAAGAAACACUAGCAAGAGUAAAACAAGAACUGGAAAGGAUGAAAGAUGAGCGUGAUGAGUUCAUCAAAGAACUUCAGAUGGUUCAGAAGGAGAAUCUAGUGCUAGAGAGCGAAUUAGCAAAGUCAGAAGAUGAUAUUAAGGAAUUGGAAGAGAAGAUUCUCUCAGCUGUUGAACUUUUGAUAAGUUUUAGAGACAAGCGGGAUAGAUUACGAGUAGAACAUGGGAGUGCUGUAAGAGAAGUCGCAUGGCUAAGAAGAUUGAUGAAAGGGGAAACUUCAAGCUUUUGCAAGCCACAACUCCCAAUUUUCUCUUUUCUUGAGAUUAAUGAGGCAACUAAUAAUUUUGAUCCGUCCUGGAAAAUUUCUGAAGGAAGUUAUGGAACUGUCUACAAAGGGAUUCUUCGCCAAAUGCAUGUUGCCAUAAAGAUGUUGCCCUCCUAUGGCUCUAAGAGUCAGUCAGAUUUCCAACACGAGGUGGAGAUUAUAAGCAGGGUACGACAUCCAAACGUGGAAACGUUAAUUGGAAUGUGUCCAGAAUCUAGGUCCAUAGUGUAUGAGUACUUCAAAAAUGGCAGCCUUGAAGACUGCCUCAGCCGGAAAGACAAAACCAUUCCCUGGCAAAUCCGUACGUGCAUUGCUACUGAAUUGUGUUCAGCCCUUAUCUUUCUUCACUCAAAUAAACCUAGCAUUAUACAUGGAAAUGUGAAACCUAGUAACAUUCUUCUAGAUGCCAACUACGUCAGCAAACUAGGGAACUUAGGUGUUGGCUUUCUUAUUCAAAAAAAUGAAGAUCUGACCAACUCAACCAAAGUAUCUAAUGAACUAGAUAAUGAGUCUGUAUACAUGGAUCCAGAGUACCUUGAGAGUGGAGAGCUUAGACCAGAAUCAGAUGUCUACUCUUUUGGUGUACUUCUUCUACGACUGUUAACUGCUCGGCCACCUGAUGGGCUUGUGAAGAAUGUUCAAUGUGCUGUGGACAAUAAUAACAUCAGUGCAGUGUUGGACAUUUCAGCUGGUGAUUGGCCACUUGAGCAAGCCAAACAGUUGGCUCAGUUGGCAUUGAGGUGUUGCCAGAAGAACUGGCUGGAUCGACCAGAUCUCGUGUCAGUAGGUUGGGGUGUUCUUGAGCCAAUGAGAACUUCAUGCCAUGUUUCAGGUUCAUCCUUAGUUUCUAAAAAACGUCAACGGAUUCCCUCCCAUUUCACGUGUCCCAUCCUUCAGGAAAUCAUGGAAGAUCCACAAAUAGCAGCAGAUGGUUUUACAUAUGAAGCAGAGGCAAUAAGAGGAUGGCUUCAUACUGGUCAUGAUACUUCUCCCAUGACAAACCUCAAACUUGACAACUUGAAUUUGGUUCCCAACUACGCACUUCAGAAUGCAAUUCAAGAAUGGCAGCUACAACAAUGAUAUUUCUUUUUUCUUUUUUUAUAUUAUUGGAAAUAAACUAUGAAUUUUGGCAUCAAUUCGACCACCCAUUUUAACUAACUGUCACACUAUGUAAAUUUGUAAUUUAUGUCCAUAUUAAAGUUACUUAUUUACCACUGGAAUGGAAACAUUAAUCUAAAUGGAAAUUCUUUUUAUGUCCAUAAA